AUGACUUCAGGUGUAACAUUAGGUGAAAAUGUCUUAUCAACGUACGAUGAUUGCCAGCUGCGCCAUAAAUACAAAUUUAUACUUUUCAAAUUGAAUGAUAACAAAACCCAAAUUGUGGUUGAAGAUGCAGUUACAGAAGGUUCUUAUGAAGAUCUUCUUGCCCGAUUACCAGAAGAUGAUGGACGUUUUGCUGUCUAUGAUUUCCAAUAUUUCACCGCGGAUGGCGGUGAAAGAAAUAAACUGGUUCUCAUUGCAUGGGUACCGGAUACUGCAAAGAUUAAAGUAAAGAUGGUGUAUGCCAGUAGUAAAGAAAACCUCAAGAAAGAAUUAAAUGGUAUUCACUUGCAUGUUCAAGCAACAGAUAAAGAUGAAUUGGACAAGGAUGAUAUUUUGAGUAAAUUGUCAGCUGGUGGCAGCAAAUAA
Trichoplax adhaerens is the source of this 423-nucleotide messenger RNA. RefSeq lists its product as uncharacterized. Gene Ontology annotation, biological process: actin filament depolymerization; cell motility; actin filament severing. Lineage: Eukaryota; Metazoa; Placozoa; Uniplacotomia; Trichoplacea; Trichoplacidae. Gene Ontology annotation, molecular function: actin filament binding. Gene Ontology annotation, cellular component: actin cytoskeleton; cytoplasm; actin cortical patch. The coding region runs from base 1 to 423 and encodes 140 amino acids. The record is from RefSeq and is a predicted model, not a curated record. The transcript is spliced from 3 exons.